AUGAAACUUUCCGGACUUCUCAUCCCACUCGCCAAUCCCUGCAGCGCUUUUCCCAGCGGAAAUCCACUUUUCGCCGAAGUAGAAGCCGUAAAACAAAGAGUUACCGACAUCUCUAGUUAUCUUCUUUCAAACACAGAUUUCUCCAAAAACAUCGCCGUAUCGCCAGUAAAUAUUUUCAGUGCAAUCAAAGUUCUCCAGAAAUCAACUUCUGGUCCAGCACGAGAAGAGCUCGAGGAAGCAUUUGGAAACGAAGAUGCUCAGCGGUUUGAAAAUCAAAUCACCAAAUACGCUGGAGACUUGUAUGAGCUGGGAAUGGCAAAUAAAAUCUUCUACCGACCGAUCAAUGGUUCAGAACCUUCCACAGAAAUUGGGCAAAUAUCUGAAACAUUCGAUUUCAAAAAUCCUCUUCAAAAUCCAUCCAAGAUCAAUGAUUUCAUUGACGAACAAACAAAAGGAAAGAUUCCACAAGCUUUUCCAAAGCCAAUCGACCCUGAUACAUUCUUCCUGCUCAUUUCUACCCUUUACUUCAAAGCAAGCUGGACUUCUUCCUUCAGUCCAACCACCAUUUGUUGGAAAAUGAACGAGGGACCAUGCGAGGAGCGAGAUGGAUUCGUCGGGACCGACCACUUCAACAUGUUCUACGAUUGGGAUGCGAAGAAACCAUUCAGAGUGCUUGACCUUCCCCUUGCUUUGCUAAAAGAUGAUGACAGAUUCGCUCCUGACCAGAAAACCUUCUCGGCUCUUCAAAUCUGGAUGCCGGACAAAGUUCUUCAGACCGAAAGCGACCACAAAGAGUUUCUCGAGCUAAUGAACAGAGAAAGCCAAUCAGUUGUGAAGAAGAUGAGAUUGGGCCGCGCCAGAUUGUUCAUGCCAAAAUUUUCGAUUUCGACCGAGCUUGAAUUGAAAACCAUGCUUUACGAUAAGAACUGCACUUCGAUCAUGAACCCCGGUCAACAUUUGGAGCCAAUUUAUGGCGAUAACGACCCAACUACAUCUUUGAACGAAGCGAAGCACAUUGUCCAAUUCGACGUCGAUGAAAACGGAGUUGAAGGAGCUGCUGUUACCGCAUUCUCAAUGAUGUACCGAUCUUUCCCGAUGCCAGUCAAAAUUGACCGACCAUUCUACUUCCGCCUCAUUCUCAAAACCGAGGACGCCAAUUUGCCUGAAUAUGGCGCCCCAAUUUUCUCCGGAAGAGUCGUCAAUCCUUAG
Oikopleura dioica is the source of this 1209-nucleotide messenger RNA. The record is from the annotation of a GenBank genome assembly. Lineage: Eukaryota; Metazoa; Chordata; Appendicularia; Copelata; Oikopleuridae.